Molecule: messenger RNA, 1505 nt
Organism: Hemibagrus wyckioides
Lineage: Eukaryota; Metazoa; Chordata; Actinopteri; Siluriformes; Bagridae
Gene: tmprss4b
Product: transmembrane serine protease 4b
Exons: 11
Coding region: 17-1321 (434 amino acids)
Biological process (GO): proteolysis
Cellular component (GO): membrane
Molecular function (GO): serine-type endopeptidase activity; protein binding
Source: RefSeq, a predicted model, not a curated record
CAGACAGAUAGGAGCCAUGCCUGUGCGCUCGAGGAGGUUAUCAAAGUUACAGACUGAGAACAAGAAGAGGCUGAGGUCGGCUCUGAUCAUCAUCUGCUGUGUGUUUCUGACCUCAGUAACCCUGGCACUGGGUUUACACUACAUCAUCAGAUACAUAAAGUCAGAGUUUUACUUCUGCGAUCAGUCGCUGGCGUUUGUUCCCAUCGGAAAUGCGUGUGAUGGGAAGUUGGACUGUGCUUCUGGAGAGGACGAGCUCAACUGUGUGUCCAGCCUGAGGAUCAACACCACAUAUCCAGUGAGGUUGAUGGGUGAGAGUUUGAUUUUGCAGGUUUUCAUGAACAACAAAAUAUGGAGCACUGUGUGUGCAGACAACUGGAGAACGCAACACACUCGAUUAGCCUGCCAGCAACUGGGUUACACACAGAGCCCACGGAGUAUACAAGUGCCUGUAAUGAGUCUACGUCCUGACCUACAGACUGCAUUCAGUGUGGUGAACAACGAGGGCCAAGACGCAAGUGCAAGCAUUCAGAGUGUACUCAGUAUGGGAGAUCAGUGCACCUCUGGCUCGGUAAUAUCGCUGUCUUGCUCAGACUGUGGUGAGGUGGUUGGUGAAGACCGGAUCGUUGGUGGUACGGACACUACCAUAGAGUCCUGGCCAUGGCAGGUCAGCUUGCGCUGGCAAACACAGCAUGUGUGUGGAGGAUCGCUUAUCUCGACACGAUGGCUAAUCAGUGCUGCCCACUGCUUUACUGGAAAAACCAAAGAACUGAGCCAGUGGAGUGUGGUUUUAGGUCAAACCUAUUUGACCUCAUCUGGAGCCGUGUCUGUGGAAAGCAUCCUGCUAAACAAAGCCUACAACUCUGUGUCACAUGACUAUGACAUCGCCAUGGUCCGACUCUCCUCUGACAUUGUUCCUGGAGCCUCUAUCCACCCAGUCUGCCUGCCCCCAUACCAGCUGUCAGUCAUGGAGGGAGAUGACCUUGUUGUGACUGGAUGGGGUGUACUACAAGAGAACGGGCAACUGCCAGAUGUUCUGCAGAAAGCCACAAUUCCUUUGAUUCACAGGUCCGUAUGUUCCAAUGCAUCCAUCUAUGGUUCUGCCAUCACUCCCAGGAUGCUCUGCGCUGGCUUUCUGAAAGGAGGAGUAGAUUCCUGUCAGGGGGAUAGCGGAGGACCACUGGUGUUCCUGUCGUCCCGGUGGCACUUGGUGGGCAUUGUGAGCUGGGGACAGGGCUGUGCCCGUAAAGGUCUGCCUGGAGUUUACACUGAUGUCGGACAGCUACUGAACUGGAUUUACACCAUCAUGGAGAAAUACCCUUAAGAAUUCUAUGUAGUAAAAGUCUGCAUUGGAAGAGGACCCAUGAAGACAUAAAACAAAAAAUAAUUACCCUGCCAUCUGGGUAUCGGUUAAUUUGUACAUGCGUAUUGAUGGAUAUAUAUAUAUAUUUUAAAAUAAAUAUUAGGCAUCUGGGGCACUUUUUUAAAAUUUAUUUUAGUGUUUAGAU